AUGGGGAAGAGGUGUUUGAAGGAUACCGGCCUGCAUCACAUGCGUCUGCUCGUUCUCAUCACGCGCAUCUCCACCGUCUGCUUCCUCCCACUCUGGGUCCUCUUUGACCUCCGCAGGAUCGUACAUGAUGAACAUUUUUUAAACAGCAAUAACAAGUUAUACAUGAUGAUGAUGUUGUUAUGUGACGGCCUCUGCAACAUGGGCCACAACAUCUUCGCCUUCACCCUCCUCUCCAUAGUGACAUCUCUCAGCUAUGCUGUAGCCAAUGCCACCAAGAGAAUAUUUAUUAUAAGUGGAUCAUUAUUGGUGCUGAAGAAUCCAGUGACUCCAACAAAUAUAUUAGGAAUGUUGGUGGCCAUAUUUGGAGUGUUGUCUUAUAAUAAGGCCAAAUAUGACCAGAACCAGGCUAUCAAGAAAGCACAUACCUUGCCCUAUGUCCGCAGUGAACCAGACUUCUUCAAGCACCACACCAGUCUUCCCCACUCAAAGAGCGACGUCAACCUUUAUGACAGUCAAGCCCAACAAAAUGGCCACAUCUUGUUACGAGAAUGGCACAACAAUGAUCACGUGACUAUCAUACCUAUAGCUGAACACAAGCCAGAAAAAGCGGAAUCGACUCUGCGACAGACGAAGUCGGCAACAACACAAGCUCACGCUCGAGUGGUACAUCAUGUUUGA
Molecule: messenger RNA, 678 nt
Organism: Haliotis rufescens (red abalone)
Lineage: Eukaryota; Metazoa; Mollusca; Gastropoda; Lepetellida; Haliotidae
Product: solute carrier family 35 member E1-like
Exons: 4
Coding region: 1-678 (225 amino acids)
Cellular component (GO): Golgi apparatus
Molecular function (GO): antiporter activity
Source: RefSeq, a predicted model, not a curated record